UUUUCCCGUAGUAUUCUCUAGUAUCCUACGCGCUUGGUAAGACACCCCUGCGUCUGGUGCAGAUAGCUCAGCGCCAAUCCUUUGAUUUAUCGUAAUUUAUCUGCCCGCACAGGCGCCGUCCAAUCAAAGUGCCUGCGGGCAAUGAUUGUCAGCAACUCGAAAUCUUCAACAGCCUGAAGAGGCCUUUAAGAGAUCGCUCGCACUCAGAAACCACAUCGAACAAUCGAUACCCAGACGAUUACCUCAAGAAACAGGAGUCGACAAGGAACUCAAGCAACCGACGGAGCUAUCCGGCCUUUGAAUAUUUCUCUUCAUUAUCACGUCCGGCCUCAUACAUUUCAUUUACAUCGAGCCGUCACAUCCAUCUUCCGACCAUCUUCCGACCAGACUCUUUCUCAACCAACUCACCCACAGUCCACAGAGCAAAGCAGGCUUUCGCUCCCUCAUCCUAUACUUAACCGUACCCACCCCCUUCCCGACCCCUCCCAACUCACCACUCUCGCCCACCAUGUCCUGGAAACUCGGAAAAAGCAAGAAGGGAAACCUUCAGACCGGCGACGAUGCGUCCACUCGCUCCGUCACCCCAACCCCAGAGGACGCGUCUCGCUCGAGAACCGGCAUGCUCACCAUCCGUGUCCUGUGGGCAGAGGACCUCGCCGUUCCCGCUGGCACGUCUUUGCCCGAGGCAGUUCAAACCGCCCUCAAAUCUCAGCAAGCGCAAGUGGCGAGCGCGAUGUCACCCUCAUCGGUCACCCAGAGCCGGCUCGCGACGGCGAGCAAGUCGAAACGGGACAGCGUCCAGCGUACACAGUGCUGGUGGCUUCCGUACCUCGUCAUGGAGUUCGAGGUCAAUCAAAUCCUCAUCAUUCCCCUCGGCGGCGAGCUCCAGAAGCCACUUUACAUGUAUCAGGCCCACUUCGACGUCUCAAGAAAUUCCGAGAUCUCAAUCCAGUCGUACCUCCGCACGGAAGAGCCCCAACGGGGUUCGGAAGGGCAGGACGACAUGGGAAAUGACAUCUUUAUGGGUGGGAUCAAGUUCACCCCGGACUUCGACAGCAUGAGUACACAGGAUCAAUGGUACGACAUCGCGGGAGGCGCAGGGAAGCUUCUCAUUGGCGUAUCCUUCCAACCGAGCACAGGUCAUGCGCUCACCAUCGACGACUUUGAGUUGAUUACGGUUAUCGGGAAGGGCAGCUUCGGGAAGGUGAUGCAGGUCCGGAAGAGGGAUACGCAGCGGAUCUACGCCCUGAAGACGAUCAGGAAAGCUCAUAUCGUCAACCGGAACGAGAUCACGCAUACGCUGGCGGAGCGAUUGGUGUUGGCGAGGGUGAACAACCCCUUCAUCGUUCCUCUCAAGUUCAGCUUCCAGUCGGAACAGAAGCUGUACCUCUGCUUGUCGUUCGUGAACGGUGGAGAGCUGUUCCACCACCUCCAGAAGGAACACCGCUUCACGGAGGACCGGGCGCGUUUCUACAGUGCAGAGCUUCUCCUCGCCCUUGAGCACCUUCAUGAGUUGGACGUUGUCUACCGUGAUCUCAAGCCCGAGAACAUCUUGCUCGACUACAACGGUCACAUAGCGUUGUGCGACUUCGGCCUCUGUAAGCUCAACAUGACGAAGGACGGGACAACGAACACGUUCUGCGGUACACCAGAGUACCUUGCUCCAGAGAUUCUGACUGGGUCGGGAUAUAACCGUACGAUCGACUGGUGGACUCUUGGUGUCCUUCUUUACGAGAUGCUGUCGGGUCUGCCACCGUUCUACGAUGAAUCCACCGACAAGAUGUACGAGAAGAUCCUCCAGAACCCUCUCGUCUUCGGUGACGAGAUCUCUGCUCCCGCACGGUCCAUCCUCACUGGUCUCCUCACCCGCGACCCGACACAGCGCCUCGGCGUUAAUGGAGCGGAGGAGAUCAAGAAGCACCCCUUCUUCGAGAAGAUCGACUGGACGAAGCUCUCGCAGAAGAAGAUCCAACCUCCGUUCAAGCCGAGCGUCUCCAGCCCGGUCGACGUAUCCAACUUCGACACGGUGUUCACCGCGGAGGCGCCUUUGGACUCGGUCGUGGAGGGUUCGCAGCUCUCGUCGACUGUGCAGGCUCAGUUCGCCGGCUUCUCGUACGACGGAAGCAACAUGCCUGUCAGCCCCGUCUAAGGCCGCCCGUCGUAUCCUCCCCGCCUCUGGUCACCGUCUUUAUCCACUACAUAUAAUCUAGCUGCUUUGCUCUCCAUCUGCUAUCCUAUUUUAUCGUAUCUCGUACCAAUAUUUGAUCUCCACAUCAAAUCCAAUCAUUCUUUCAGCCUCCCCUCUGCCCUGUCUCGGCCCGUCCCAACAAUAUCUUCAUCUUUGUCUGAUACCAUACCUCGCUCUCUUUUAUUCCCUUCGCACUCUUUCCCUCGUUCAUACGGCCUGCAAUCUAGGAUACCUCCACACACUCAAGUGACAGGUCCUCUUUCUAUCGUAUCGUAUUUACAUCCGCCCUUUUAGACGUUGUGGCCCAUUUCUUGCUCUGGAGCUCGCGCACAUACACUCCCUUCACGGUGAUACAUUUCCACUUCCACGUCCAUAUUCAUUCACGUCUCGAACCUCCAUCCGAUCCGGCAUCUCUACUCAGAUAUAGGUGCUCCCCUCCAUGCUCGAUCUACUUACGCCUUACCCUAUACUUGACACUUAUUCGUUCGUACACAUCCCCUGUCUUAGGUCGGGGAUGCUACACAC
This is a messenger RNA of Stereum hirsutum FP-91666 SS1, 2713 nucleotides long. Its product is annotated as AGC/Akt protein kinase. Gene Ontology annotation, biological process: protein phosphorylation. Bases 509 to 2149 code for a protein of 546 amino acids. The record is from RefSeq and is a predicted model, not a curated record. The transcript has 7 exons. Lineage: Eukaryota; Fungi; Basidiomycota; Agaricomycetes; Russulales; Stereaceae. Gene Ontology annotation, molecular function: protein serine/threonine kinase activity; ATP binding.